AUGUCCACGGACAGUCUGCAGGAGGAGCUUGGCGAGUGGACGAGAAGCCUCGACACUCUAGUCGAUGCUGAAGCGAGUGCGGGGAGAGAGAUCGGGGUAGAGCAGGUCGCUUCCGAUGUCGUAGGAUGGGUGAAAGACAUCGGUAAGGAGGUCACUUCAGCAGCCAGCAGAAAAAUCUCUCCGCAGCUCAACUUGAGGAGGUUUCAAGCUCGCGAGCUGUCUGAACGUGUUGAUUAUCGUCCUCGGCACAGGAGCUGGAGGUCUCUGGCCCACCCUACUGCAGUGUCGUACGCAAAGCAAGUUCUGAGCUGGUUUGGUUACUCGAGCAAAGCAGCGAGUGCGAGAACCAGGAGCGAAGAGCAUGCCCUGCAUCACGCAUCGCACAGACACAAACAUGUCGGUGACGAGGAGGGGAUUCACGAUGAGCCGAAUGCUCCACAUGAGGACUUGGCGGCAACAGGCAAGGAGGAUCAUACGAGAACGUCUUGCGCUGCGAGCCUUCGAGAGAGAAAUAUGAAGGAAUCCAGUAAUCUCAAGUCGCGUCACGUUCAUGUCCGACACAUAAGACCAACAUCUGCAACCUGCGGGUUGACGAGCAGUCCUGAAUGGCAGAAAUCUGUUGCCUGCUUGCUGUAUUACCUCUUCCAAGGAACCAUCCUUAUAUCUUUUGUCACUGACAACGUUCGAGAAGUCACGUCGUUGCGCUCAGAGCAGAAACAGAUUAUGUUGGUGAUGCUCCUGCUGUCGGUUGGAAAUUUCUUCAGCUCUACGACGACACCCAAAUCUCACAUUCUCCUCGUCCUGUUCAGAGCACUAUGUGACAUCGCCAACAUUCUUCAUGCUGUGAUCCUCACACUCUUGUGCAUCUGGAGCGACGGAAUGCGAGCAGACGACAGUGAGAUUGCUCGAUGGUUUCUUCGCUCUCCCAGUAAUGCGAAGCUGUUGAUGCUGCCGGAGGAGCACGUCGGUGCUGUGCUUGGCAUUGUCAAUCUUCUCUUCGGGCUGCUUCGAGGUCUCAUCCUCCUCUCCCUCAUCCCUGCCAACACUCAGCUCGGUCGUACUUGCGAAAUGAAGGAUCUCAGCGCCUCGUCAUGCUGUGGGCACGCGACUUUCUCCUCCUGGUCCUCGUGCCAUGUUCUCACUUCAGCUCUCUUCAUCGCCAUCGUCAAUCUCGCGGCACCAACGCAGAGGAGGCUCCGGGCUCCGCUUUUGGCGAUGAUCUCGACUUCUCUGUGGUCGCUUGCAGUGGCAGCAGGAGGAAUCAUCAUGGGUUCUUCAUCACUUCCCUGGCCUGGAAUUCCCUUCUUCUCCGCGCUCUCUGUCAUCAGUUUGCUCAUGUCUAAGCAUUUGGUGUGA
Molecule: messenger RNA, 1356 nt
Organism: Guillardia theta CCMP2712
Lineage: Eukaryota; Cryptophyceae; Pyrenomonadales; Geminigeraceae
Exons: 8
Coding region: 1-1356 (451 amino acids)
Source: RefSeq, a predicted model, not a curated record